Molecule: messenger RNA, 1454 nt
Organism: Myxocyprinus asiaticus (Chinese sucker)
Lineage: Eukaryota; Metazoa; Chordata; Actinopteri; Cypriniformes; Catostomidae
Gene: fhl1a
Product: four and a half LIM domains 1a
Exons: 6
Coding region: 185-1030 (281 amino acids)
Biological process (GO): muscle organ development
Molecular function (GO): transmembrane transporter binding
Source: RefSeq, a predicted model, not a curated record
AUGUCAUUGCUGAUAUGAACUAAGAGUGUUUGUAUCAUAACCUGAUUUUUUUUUUUUACUCCUCCUUGUGCGUCUGCUUUUUAAGCACAGUGACUCUGCAGAGGACACCACCUCUCAUCGCGAGGAGAACUGCGACUCUCACUGUUCAGUGCACACUGGUCCCCGCACCUAUCUGAGCUCCACCAUGAGUGAGCGUUUUGACUGCUUCUACUGCAGAGACAACCUGCAGGGCAAGAAGUAUGUCAACAAAGAUGGCAAGCAUGUGUGUGUGCGCUGCUUCGACAAGCUCUGUGCCAACACUUGUGCUGAGUGUCGCAAGCCAAUUGGUGCUGAUGCAAAGGAGUUCAACCAUAAGAACCGCCACUGGCAUGAGGACUGCUUCCGCUGUGCCAAGUGUUACAAGCCGCUGGCCAAUGAGCCCUUUGCUGCAAAGGACGAUGGCAAGAUCAUGUGUGGAAAAUGUGGUGCGCGAGAGGACUCACCUCGCUGCCAGGGCUGCUACAAAGUGAUUAUGCCAGGUUCUCAGAAUGUGGAAUACAAGAAUAAGGUCUGGCAUGAGGAGUGUUUCACCUGCUUUGAAUGCAAGCAGCCAAUCCGCAGUCAGAGCUUCCUCACCAAGGGUGACAAUAUGUACUGCACUCCCUGCCAUGAGAAGAAAUUUGCCAAACAAUGUGUCCGCUGCAAAGAGGCCAUCAACAAAGGUGGGAUCACCUAUCAGGACCAGCCGUGGCACUCUGAGUGCUUUGUGUGCCAAACGUGCAGGAAGCCUCUGGCUGGAGCUCGUUUCACAGCCCAUGAGGAUCAGUUCUACUGUGUGGACUGCUAUAAGACUUCUGUGGCCAAAAAGUGCUCUGGGUGUCAAAAUCCAAUUACAGGAUUUGGAAGAGGGACCAACGUGGUGAACUACGAGAACAACUCCUGGCAUGAAUACUGCUUUAACUGCAAAAAAUGCUCUCUUUCCCUGGCCCACAAGCGCUUUAUCAUCAAUGGAGAGGACAUCUACUGCCCUGACUGUGCCAAAAAGCUGUGAUGGCCUAAAAUGGAUGGUUGAUAAAAUGGAUUAGCAAAAGCAAUUAAGAUGAAUAUUAUGAAAUAUGUAUAAAAAAAAAAAAUUAAAAAAAAGGACAAAAAACACAUGUAGUGCAGCUUUAAGAAAAGAAAACCAGUGAUGUUUAUCUUGAUAAAUCACUGAAAGUUUGAGAUUCAUUUUAACAUUCUUUGAGCAGAUAGUAAGUGCUAUUUGAAGGGUUUUUCUAAUGCAAAAUAUAAGAGUUAACUGCAACCAUAAACACAUUAACUGGAUUCACAAACCUAAAAUAUUUUAAACUUCUUAAGCUUUGCUUUAAUUUUAAACUGUGUAAUGUCAGAAAGGGAAUACAACAUACAUUAAUGGAUGCUGUGUUGAAACUUGUUACAAUACAAAUAAAAUGGUUUGAUGUUGCUUUGUGUAAAAA